UGGCUUGUUUACAUUGUGCAAGGGGUUGAAGUAAACAGUGAACGGAGCGUAAAGAAAGAUUUGCACACAAACGCCAAACAAAACGCUGCAAUAAAUUUCGCCAUUCGAUUGCAACGGAAUGGCCCAGUGAACAGUGCAUUCAUACAUACAUAAGCUAGCAUUGCCUCAAACUGGAUACCUCUAUCGGCCAACAGUCCCGCUGGAACCGACCGGGCAAAGUUCAUAUGCACACCUUUGAGAUGGAGCCCGAGGUGGUGCAGGGCAAUGUUCCCGACGCUUUCUGCACAGAACGCAUCCGAUUCCGCCGGUUACGCUCGCAAAACAUUGUGCACCGUUUGCGGAACAGGGAAACGGGUCAUCGGCACCGAACUCCACAGCACGCUAUCCGCGAGCUGUACCAGAACGUGUAUCCGAACCUAACGAUCGUUAAUGUGGAACGGCCGCCGUGUUAUCUACGCAAGUUCAGUCCGGACGGCAAGUAUCUGAUAGCGUUUUCAUCCGACCAGGCAGCGUUGGAAAUUUACGAAUUUCAAGGAUGUGCGGCGGCCGGAGAGUUGCUCAGCAGCUGGGACGAUACCGAGCUGAUGGCGGAUUACGAACCCGGGUACAGUAGCGUUAUACGAGCGAAAAUCUUCGACCAACUGUUCAAGCUGAAGCAUGUGGUAAACCUGGAGAAUCACGAGAAACAUCUCAACCGGGAGUGUAGCCUGUUCACGCACGAUGGGCGUUACGUGAUCGUGGGAGCUGCGUCCUUCAUUCCGGAAGAAAACCGUCCCAACUUUUACGAGCUGUACACGAACAAUGAGGUCAUCAAGCCGACGGCUGGCUGUCCGCUCGAGGACUACACACUGUACAUUAUCGAUCUGCACUUUGGACGCAUCUCGCAUUCGCGCGACUUCCGCGUGGACAAGAUCAUACUGUCCCACAAUCAGGGCGUGUAUCUGUACAACAGCACGCUCGCGAUUCUAUCCAUCCACCAUCAGUCGAUGUACAUCUUCUCGAUCGCCGAUGGAAUGUUCUUUCCGGAGCGUACGAUCGGACGGUUCUGCAGUGGUGAGGAUGAGCGGUAUUACACCAGUGCGUUCCUGAUGGAGCGGGGCAGUGCACCGCCACCACCGCGCGCUUUCCGUGAGCCCACCAUCAACAGCCUAAAGCACCGCAUACUGGUGUUUCUGUUUCGGCAGGCCAAGGCGCAGGUAGACAGUGGCGAGGAUAGUCUGGCGUUGCGCAAGUUUUACCGCCGGUUCGACGAGUACAAGGAUCUGCGGAUGUGGAAAAUGCAGCUGCUCGACGAUGAUCUGCUGCUGAUCAAGUACGCGCACGAGGACGUCGUCACGCUGAAGGCACACGAACCGAACAGCCAGUACUCGAUGUUUGUGGUGUACCACAUCUGGGACAUGCAGAUCAUCGCCGUGUACAGCAACCAAUCGACCCAGCUGCUCGAGCUUUACGAGAACUUUUGCGAUAGCUUUCGCAACGCUUCCCACAGCCACCGGACACCGUUCACCUGCUCGCCGAGCAACAAUCUCUACAGCCGGCUGCUGCACACCCGCUUCAAGCAGACCAUCAUUGGGGCACGCGGGGGCAGCGAGACCGAGGCAACGAAGCGCAUCCUUGCCCAGCUGCCGAUCAGUGCGCAAAGCUACACGAGCUCCCCGUACCUCGAUCUGGGGCUGUUCAGCUACGACGACAAGUGGGUAUCGGCGAUGGAACGGCCGAAGGCGUGCGCCGAGUUUCCGAUCCGAUUUUACGCGCGUGAUUCGGGAUUGCUCAAGUUUCGCAUCUACGCCGGCAUGGGACACCAGAUAACGCCCCAUCCGGGGCUGCGACGAUUGGUGGCCUUUAUCUUCCACCCGACCGAACCGUUCGCGAUCAGCGUGCAGCGCAUCAACACGGACUACAUUGCCAACUUCCAUUUGCGGCAUGUGCCGAGCGCGAACCCGAAUCACGUGUGGCCCCAGCAGAAGACGUAACGCAGGAGUGUGAGAGAAAUGGAAAACAUUGUUCAACUUUAGAUAGAAUAAAUUCGAAUUAACGCGUUUCCCGAAUCGAACGGAACAAAAACAAA
Anopheles stephensi (Asian malaria mosquito) is the source of this 2068-nucleotide messenger RNA. It is a transcript of the gene abo, whose product is annotated as DET1 homolog. The record is from RefSeq and is a predicted model, not a curated record. The transcript has a single exon. NCBI's taxonomy places the organism in Eukaryota, Metazoa, Arthropoda, Insecta, Diptera, Culicidae. Gene Ontology annotation, molecular function: ubiquitin-like ligase-substrate adaptor activity; ubiquitin protein ligase binding. Gene Ontology annotation, cellular component: nucleus; cullin-RING ubiquitin ligase complex. The coding region runs from base 225 to 1973 and encodes 582 amino acids. Gene Ontology annotation, biological process: positive regulation of proteasomal ubiquitin-dependent protein catabolic process; protein ubiquitination.